CAUGCAGUAGGCAAACUCAUAAUCUGUUCUUCUAAAAUGCCUUUUCAUAUCAUAGUGUUUCUUUAGACCUGACUAAAAUAAAUCAUGGAUUCAUUUUUUUUAAAUGUAAAUGUUCCAAAGGCAUCAGAGGCUUGAAUACAGCUGGAGACCAGGAGAUGCUAAAUGUGUUUAUGUUAAUAAACAGUCAAAUACCGUGAGACCAGCAGUCUUUUACAUGACAAUAACCCGCUGACAAAAUGUCAUGACAGCAACAGCCCUAGGUGCAACUCAAUAGUGGUGUCUAUAAAACCCAGGAGAAUCACAUGUUCGACUGCACUGGGCCUUUUUUUUUUAUGUUUCUACUCAGCAGUUCCUGCUUAAUCUCUUGGAUGUGUUUAAACUUCUACAUCUCGUUGUAAUCUGAUGAUUUAGUAGUCUGGGUUGUGUUCCUUAUGGUGACCACUCCCACCUAGCUAGACAGUCUGCAGGUAUUGCCAUGAGGUUGAGCCCCAGUAGCUUGAUUUUACUCUGGUCGGACUUCACUCCAUGGUGAAGGAAGGUGAAGUUCAUUAUAGACAACAGAGUGGAGAAGACAUCAAUUGACACAUUUGCUGUGAGUUGCCAUUGACAAACAAAGAAAGACAUGCAACUACAGAGGACAAACGUAGCAACAAGUUGACUGCCCUGCUCUUUCUAUCUCUUCACUCUACUACCCAAGCCCGACUGAAGACCUAAGAGCUCUACUCUGUACCGAGGGCUCUACAUAAGAGCUCUAAGCCCCGUCACACUACUCGGGUCGGAAGAGUCAGUGGAGGGGUCAUCAUAAUCAUCAUGACUCAGAGUCCCGUCCAUGGCUGCUCGGUCUGUGUGGCCCAGCUGACAGUCUUCCUCUCCCUUGCCCUGCUGCUGUGUCCCUUGGGGAGAGUACUCGGCGAAGACCAGGCUUCUCCGGCCCAGGUGCUGCAGGGCCUGUUGGAGCGAUAUGGGGACAAUGCCACCAUCUCUGUCCCCCAGCUUCGCUCUUUGCUGGCCCGACUCGGUGCACCUGGCCUGGGGGACAACGGCACCGCAGCAGAGGCGACAGCUCCACCGGCGCCGCCCAGAGUCAACCUGUCCAAAUGCUUACCUGGAGACACGCUGGCAGUUUACAGUAUGAACGAGCAGUCUCGUCUGGAUGGGCGUGGCCUACAGGAGCUCUGCCCCACCAUGCUUCAGCAAUUGGACUCUGGCGCCUGUGGGGUGGAGAAAAAGGAGGAGAUUUUCAUAGACCCGCCUUCCAAACCCACUGCUGCUGAAGUUUGGGGUUAUGGCUUCCUGUGUGUGACCUUCAUUUCUCUGUGUUCGCUGGUUGGGGCCAGUGUGGUCCCCUUCAUGAGGAAAACCUUUUACAAGCGUCUGCUGCUCUACUUCAUAGCCCUGGCCAUUGGCACCCUCUACUCCAACGCCCUGUUUCAGCUCAUCCCAGAGGCAUUUGGUUUUAACCCUAUGGUGGACAACUAUGUGUCUAAGUCCACGGUGGUGUUUGGUGGGUUCUACCUCUUCUUCUUCACUGAGAAGGUCCUCAAGAUGCUGCUCAAACCGAAGGACAAGGGCCAUGACCACAGCCAUUUCCCAGCCAACGGCGACAUGGAAGAGGGCGUGACAGAGAAGCUGCAGCAGAGUGGAGAGGCGGGGCUUAACCUGCCCAAGGUGGACGGAGGAGAGGGGGACUGCAUGCUCACCCCCACACUGACCCCACCGGACUCUCAGAGCCUGGGUGGAGGGAACAGCAGAGGAGGCUGCUAUUGGCUGAAGGGUACAGCAUACUCUGACAUCGGCACGCUGGCCUGGAUGAUCACGUUGAGCGACGGGCUCCAUAACUUCAUCGAUGGCCUGGCCAUCGGAGCAUCCUUCACUGCCUCGACGUUCCAGGGCAUCAGCACCUCCGUGGCUAUACUCUGUGAGGAGUUUCCCCAUGAACUGGGAGACUUUGUGAUAUUGUUGAAUGCUGGGAUGAGCAUCCAGCAGGCUCUGUUCUUUAACUUCCUGUCUGCCUGCUGCUGCUACCUGGGCAUGGGUUUUGGCAUCCUGGCAGGAAACAGCUUCUCACCUCAAUGGAUCUUUGCCCUGGCAGGGGGCAUGUUCCUUUACAUCGCCCUGGCAGACAUGUUCCCGGAGAUGAACGAGGUGAGUCGUGAGGAGGAGGAGGCGGGGGGAAGCAGCUUCCUUGUGACCUUCAUCAUCCAGAACGCGGGCCUCCUAACCGGCUUUGCCAUCAUGCUGCUACUGACCACCUACUCUGGAGCCAUCACUAUAGACUAGCAUUAUUAUUCCCACAACUACACCCUACCGGUUUUAACCAGAUCCAACCGCCAGAUCCAACCGCCAGAUCCAACCGCCAGAUCCAACCGCCAGAUCCAACCGCCAGAUCCAACCGCUUUCAACUGUAAUGAUUCCCUUUGGAGCUGAAUGGAAAUGCCCGCCCCUCUCUCCCCAGGCCCCAUUUUGCCCUGAAUUCUCCCUCAGGACUUUAGAGAGCCGGGGCUUCGCUACUAGUGCGGCGGAAUGCACCCUAUAAGACUUAAGCAGUUCCCAAAUGCAGUAGCUACUAGUACACUGGCAGGGGAACCGCCCUCCCUCAUCUCUCUUGGGCCUCCUCCCCUCUCAUUCUGCCCUCCCUCAUCUCUCGUUUGCCUUCUCUGACCCCCCUAGUACACUGGCAGGGGUACCACCCUCCAUCAUCUCUCUUGGGCCUUCUCUGACCCCCCUAGUACACUGACAGGGGUACCACCCUCCAUCAUCUCUCUUGGGCCUUCUCUGACCAGCCCCCCCCUUGCCAGUUAGGUGACAAGCCUAGAGAUCCCUUUCCCCUCUGUUCUAUGCCACCUGCAGGGACAGGAACGAGGCAUAGGCAGGGGGUAGGACCACCAUAUUAUCUCCUAUGCUGAUGACCAACAGACAUGCAAUAUCUACAAACCAUUUAUACAAACACAGUUCAUAUAUAAACUAUAACUAGGUAUAAACAACAUGAUUUAAUCAAACACUUCCUUGUUCCCCAGACUACUGAGAGACCAUUUCGUCUCUACAAAGACUCUGCUGUUGUCAUGGAGAUCAUUCUGUCAUUGGUUCGUUUGGACAUGCACGAUGAGCGUCGAGUUGGACAUUUUGAGCAACCAGGGGUGUAUUCAUUACGGAAACCGUUUAAGAACCAAACAGAGCAAAUGAAACGAAACGGUAAGGGACCUACCCGAAUUUGUCCAAUAGAAACGAUUGUUUGGUUUCUGUUGCAAAAUGUUUUGCAACAGAAUCGUCGUAAUGAUUACACCCCAGGGUCCAGUGACUUGGAAAUAGUGUAUUUAUGUUACCCAUAUGCCUCUGAGUGCCCAUGGGCCAAACUACGGUGGCCUCCGCAGCACAAUCAGGUAAUAGCAGUUGUAUUGUAGACAUCCUUGGACUUUCUCCUUUUUUCAUUGUCAGUGCAAACCCUUUUUUCAAUACAUACCAAAAAGAAAGUGUUUCAUAUAUAUAUAUAUAUGAGACACACUGAUCAACUGGAAAGUUGAGCAAGCCGGCGUGAAGAAGAACAAAUCCUUUCCCCAACAUAGGACUGAUGUGUGUCUGUGAGUAAGUAGAUAUUAUGUUUUACUUCAGGAGGAACCAGACACACGCAACACUUGUGAAUUUUAACAACAAAAUGUGGACAGACAGACCAUUUCUGGUGGACUCCAUUGGGACUUGUUUUUCCUCCGAAGUGUGUCAAGCGUGAAGAACAAGAACCUCCUGACUUGUAGCUUUCUGUCCUGGUUUCCUCGGCUGACUUUGUUCUCUAUUAAGAUCUCAGCAAAAUAGCUCCCUAUUAUAGUACACUUCCUAAAAUAAGGUUGUCUGUAGGGAAUAGAGUGCCAUUUUGGACAAAGCCUAUGUUUGAGGAUGGACGGACUAUGGUGGCACCUAAAGCCACGGUCUAUUUCUCCCAAUCAGUUCCCCCAUCUAGCUAACCAUCUGUGCCCUUCAUAUGUCGUUGACUAGAUUUUUCCAAGACUCAUAUCUCUAUGAAUGCAAUCCUCCAUUCCUUAUCCAUACCGUUGUCAUAUUGAGAUAACGUCUAUUGUUGUAUUAUUUGUAUGUAAUGAAUGGUUAGAAUCAAAGACCGUACGCAGAAUCAUAGUCACACUUAAGGAGUAGUUCACUAUUUUACAAGAUAAUGUUGAGAUGGUUCGUCACCCUGAACAUAGUCAAUGGGCCAGGAGAAACUGUAAUCCAUAGUUCAGUUAUCUUUAAACAGCCACAACAAACUUCAGCUAACUUUUUCCACACCGCUAGCUAAAAAUCUAUGGAAGUGAUGGGCAGGUUUGUCCAAAUCCAAAUCACCCAAAAUCAACUCUAUAUUUUGUUUGAUGAUACUUUAAAGUUAUGCCUUUAAAAAGAAAAAACAUGCUCACCAGCCCCCAUCACUUCCAUAGAUUUUUAGCUAGCGGUGGUUAAAGUUGGUAAUGGCUGUUUAAUGAAAACUGCAUUUUUUAUUUAACUAGGCAAGUCAGUUAAGAACAAAUUAUUGGGGCUCCCGAGUUGCGCAAGGCACUGCAUCGCAGUGCUAGCUUUGCCACUUGAGAUUCUGGGUUCGAGCUCUGUCGCAGCUGGCCGCGACCCGGGAGACCCAUGGUGCUGUGCACAAUUUCCCCAGUGCUGUCCGGGUUAUGGGAGGGUUUGGCCGGCAGGGAUGUCUUUGUCCCAUCGUUCACUAGCGACCCCUGUGGAGGGCCGGGCGCAGUGCACCCUGACACGGUGUACGGUGUUUCCUCCGACACAUUGGUGCGGCUGGCUACCGCGUUAAAUGGGCAUUGUGUCAAGAAGCAGUGCGGCUUGGUUGGGUUGUGUUUCGGAGGACGCACGGCUCUUGACCGCUUCUCCCAAGUCCGUACAGGAGUUGCAGCCAUGAGACAAGACUGUAACUACCAAUUGGGGAGAAAAAGGGAGUAACAAAAAAAACCCGAGAAAUAUUAUGAUGGCCUAGGGGUGAUAAGUUUCUCCUCCGCCAUAGACUACUUUCAGGGUGAGGAACCAUCUAACAUACAGUUGUAAAAUAGUGAACUACUCCUUUUAAGAUGUUUUUGUCCCUAUCCAACACCCUAUAGAAACCAUCUCACUCCUUCACUGACGUGAGGGUGUCAUUCAUGUAGCAAUGCCCAAACUACAUGGUUGAAUCUGUAAGGCUUGCCAUGUUUUAGCCUGUAAUGAAUUACAGUUGGUAGGCUGUUAUUCAGCUUCUACAAUGUCAAUGGUUGAUUAGAUCAGUGAGUUAUGAAGCAUUGUAUUAGUGCGGUGGUCAUGACAGUGCGAUAGGGUUAUAGAACAGUUGAUAUGGAGAGAAGUUAUAAGUAACAGUUGUUAUAGAUUUGCCGUCAGGGACCGUGUGAUAGUAACAAAAAUGUGCUGUGACAUGAGGUCAACAAAACUGUAAGGUCAGGAUGAUGCAGGAUGAGUAGAAUUUAGGGUUGUUUAUGAUUGGAGAGAAUGUAUUGUACCAAUACCAGAUGCAAUUGUGUUUUAAUAUUAUAAGUGACCGUUAGAGUGAGACACUGCCUCUGAAAUGAACCAGCAUAGAGCAGUAGGGAAUAUAUUUCCUCCCCUUCAUUGAAUAUUUGCUCAGAGCUGUACUAUAGUUGCUAUGCAUUGACUUCAAUGUCAGUCUACAAUGUAUCUUGUUAUUAUUGGCAUAGAAUAGAACAGAUUAAAAACCGUAAGAUUAGGUGAAUAAUUGCUCUUCCGCUUUUCCGAGUUAAUCUAUAUGAAAUAAACCAUCGCAUGAAAUGAAUUAUGUACAAUGGCAACCAUAAUGUAUUGAACAUUUUGAAACGGUUAGUUGUGUGGGUAAUCAGCGUUAUUGUUUUAAGCCAUAAUGUUUGAAAUACAUUUUAAGUUUAUGCACAUUACACACUUCUUUUGUUUUAGAAAUACAAGCCAUGUGAAACUAGACAAUGCUGCACUAUUUUUGUUGUAUUUAUUCAUUUUAUUCUUUGCGAUCAUUUUACGUGUUGCACAUGUAAAACAGAUUUGUUAGUCAUAUGGAUACAUCAAUACAACCCUUCUCAAAUCAGAGUACAUACAGUCAACACACAUUUCCACCUUGACAUGUUCAGUCUCCAUUUCGACAAGUCCAUACCUCCAUGCAGGAUUUUGCUGUCUGAAACACUUAACUGUGUGUGACUAACCAGGGUUGGGGUCAAUUCAGAAAGUAAAUUCCAAUUUCGGAUGUUCUUAAUUGAGAAUUUGGAAUUUCGGUGUACUUCCUGAAUAGAAAUGGAAUUGAUCCCAACUCUGAUUCAAACUGACUUUAGACUUUUUAAAGAAGUUAUUUAUUGGUGACGUAAAGAUGUCUGACUCCUGUGAAUAGUGGUGUCAAGGAAGUAUUGUACCUUUUGCAAUGUGUUGUGGGAGCUGGGAACAUGUAUUUUUUUUAUAAACAAUUUUCCUAAAUUAA
This is a messenger RNA of Salmo salar (Atlantic salmon), 6439 nucleotides long. RefSeq names its product solute carrier family 39 member 14 (gene slc39a14). Lineage: Eukaryota; Metazoa; Chordata; Actinopteri; Salmoniformes; Salmonidae. Gene Ontology annotation, biological process: intracellular monoatomic cation homeostasis; zinc ion import across plasma membrane. Gene Ontology annotation, molecular function: monoatomic cation:bicarbonate symporter activity; zinc ion transmembrane transporter activity. The record is from RefSeq and is a predicted model, not a curated record. Gene Ontology annotation, cellular component: plasma membrane.